This is a messenger RNA of Pocillopora meandrina, 9445 nucleotides long. The record is from the annotation of a GenBank genome assembly. NCBI's taxonomy places the organism in Eukaryota, Metazoa, Cnidaria, Anthozoa, Scleractinia, Pocilloporidae.
AUUAGGAACGCCGGCUUCGCGUCCGCCAUUAUGGUUUCAACUGAAUAUAUCUUACAAAGUCAUCCCUUGCUGUAGCAAGGAGUCAGUAUGGUAUUUUCCUCUUUGAACGCUGAAGCCAUGAUUUUCAAAUAUAGAGGGACUACUAUACGUCUCUUUAGUACAAAACUGUUUAUUUUGGUUAUGGUGGGAAUUGGAGCAGUUAUUGCGGUGCUGACGCUACACGAGAUCAUUGCCUUCGACCCGUCUGGCAAUAUCGACCCUCCUCCUCAUAAUAAUGGUUUUUAUCUAAAUCGGCCGCAGAUCAAUGCGCUUGUGACGACAUCAAUCGAAAACGCUAUCAAAACUGAAGCAAGGAAUGAAAAUAUAAACAUCAAUGUCCCGCAAGAGAGCUUACGUGUUACUACAAAGCGACCAACAAUAAAAAUUUCACUAAACAAAAGCGUUGAACCUGAGAUUCAGAAACUUAGACAUUUCGUAAAGAAUAUGAAUGACGAACAGUACAUCAGAAAUGGCGACAAAUUCGGUACGACUUUGUCUCCAAGUUCAAUUGUGAUCAUUAUUCAAGUGCACGAUAGAAGUGAUUAUUUUUCUCAUUUACUGAAUUCUAUGAGACGUUCGAGAGGAAUCGAAGAUGCUUUGAUUAUUGUCAGUCACGACUAUCACUCCGAGGAAAUGAACAAACUGGUGGAAUCCAUCGACUUUUGUAGAGUAAGUGCCUUCUUUCAAUUAACUUCAUCCUUGGUCAACGUUGGUUCUCAUUUUAAUUCAAUUAGGUGUUAAAACUGCUGGGAAUUUAUUACCAAAAGUGAGAGCUUUUCCGAAGAAAAUGUUGACUUUCGACAAGUUUACCAUAACUUGUUUCGCACUAUGUUUAUGAUUUUUUAUUGUAGGGAUGAAGUUAAGCUUAUGACAUGCUCCUAAUAAUACAGGUAGAUGGCUGAAAAUCUUCCUUAAUUUUGUCCCAUGAUAUCGCGUUACGCUGAAGUGUCCUUAAUGCAAUACCUCUCGUGGUAAUUUAUUGUAGUAGGUUUUUCCUUUUUAAUACGUGGUCAUUUUCGUAGCUUUAAGGUGAUUCUAACACCGCAGCGAUCAAUUUGGAGUGUUAUUCCAAGGGGAGUCUAAUUACGGAUAGCAAAACAUGUAAAAAGUCGGAAGCCUUCUUAACGUAAAUUUUCCUCAAAGAAUCAAUUAUUCAUGUAUCAACUUAGUGACGCCUCGCGUAAAUUUAUGUUGAUUAUUGUUUGCCAAAACAAAAGCAGCUGGAAACAUAUACCCGAAAACCAGAGUAUACAUUGCGAUUACAAGAGAUUAUUACCGUAAUUAUUACCUACAAUAUACUCAGUAGACGCUCUCCUCACUGUUCAGAAAGGUUCAAGAACCUCGGGGGGCUUUUAAGAGUAAGUUGUCACGCAAUUAUUGAUAAUUUGUUUAAAAUCAUUAUGAAAAUAUACAUGAAAUUAAUUGCUUAAUGAACAUCUUGGACAGCCCUCACGAGACUUAGAUGAGUCAAUUAUGUCUCAAAAUUUGAGUCAGCAAAUUUAAGAAAUGUUAGUGAACUUAGCUUGUUUCAGGUACAUGUCAAAUAGCACAACCUGUCAUUUUUUGCAUGUUUGUUUUGACUAAGUGCAAGCAUGAUACAAUCUAGGGUUGAUAUUUUUGCUUUUGCUGUUGUUUAACCCUUUAACUCACCUGAAUGACUAAGGAAGAAUUUCUCCUUACAAUAUAACUACAACAUCAUGCAGACAAGUGAUGAUAAUAGAGAAAAUGUCAGUUAGGGGAUUAUGAGUAGAUCCAAUACCAAAUUCUCCAAACUAAAAUCAUGAGAAUUGUAUGGCAGGCAGUAACAAGAAUAACUCAGAGGAGAUCCUGAGAGUGAAAGGGUUAACGCAUCUAGAUGUAGGUAAUGAAAUCAACCUUGUUUCCUUUAUGGCUGGCAGUUUACCAAAAAACACUGCCAGGUUCCAAUGUUUUAUGAGUUUGUGGUCUGACCAAGAGUUGUUCAGAGAGGGGUUUCUGUUGAUGACAGUAACUGGAAUUUAAACAAAAAGAGCAAAGUUGCGCAGUACAUUAGUCACAAGAAGUAAAACUAAAAACAACAACAAGUAUGAUUUAUUCCGAUACCCAGAUGAUCCCACCACACAGUCAAGCAUUGCUUCUUGUUAUGAAUCUAGAUUCCUAAAAAAUUACUCCAUAUAGUUUAAAUGUAUUUUUUAUCUUAAUUUAUUUUUUUUAUUUUUUGCAGGUCAUGCAAAUCUUUUUCCCAUUCUCAUAUCAGCUGUAUCCAAAUGAGUUUCCUGGAACUGAUCCUAAGGACUGCCCAAGAGAUAUCAGCCGUGAGAAGUGAGUACAUCAAAUUCAUUUUUGGUAUCUUCAACUUUUCAGAUACCUCAAACAUGGACAACUCUUUUGCUUGACAUGGGACUUGUUACAUUCACUGUAAUGCUGGUAAAGCUCUCUUGAACUGCAGCAUCACACAUGCUUGACAUGCAUGCAAUUUCCAUACUGCACACCAAAUAACACAGAUUGCACCUGCAUGUGAUAAAAAAAUGCACACAUGACUGUAUAUAAAUGAGCUGUUCAGAGUCUGAAAGAAAUUUAUUCUAAUUAACCCUUCAACCCCUAAGAGACUGACUAGCAUCUAAUUUCUCCUCACAAUACCACUCCUGAAUCAAACAUGAAUGUCACGAGAAUAAAUGAAAUGAUCACCAACUAAAGAAGCUCUACAUUGCUGAUCAAAUUCUCCUUGUCAGCACCUUAGAAAAUGUAUAGAGAACAGUAUAGAGAAUAUGCAUACUGAUGCUAGAGUGUAAAGGAUUAAAAGUGUAUUUUCACUUUUAGAGCUAAAGAAAUGGGCUGUAUCAAUGCAGAGACUCCAGACAUGUAUGGUCACUACAGACAAGCACCAUUUACUAUGAUAAAACAUCACUGGUGGUGGAAGGUAAGUUCACUAUAUCGCAGAUUUACCUUGCUCCAGUUGCUUGAAAGAAUGGAUACAUUUUCAAGGGGCAUAAAUUGCUGUUCAGGAGAUAAGUUUUGUUAUUACAAAAUUCUUGAUCCUCUUAGUGGUGUCAUUUCAGUAAAAGUAGAGUACACUCCUUCUUUCAAACAAUCAGCUACGACAUGCUGAAAGAAAAAUGCUGAUAGUACCAUAUAGGCAAUUUCACAAUGGUGACAUAUAGACCUUGUAUGUGAAAAAGAUGGUUUUGUUUCCUUUUCUGAAUGUGCAAUUGGUAGGGUCAACUUGGGAAGACACUGUUCAACUGUUCUUUGCUCACUUUUUUAAAAAUUUUUAUUUAAAUAUACACAUUACUUAUAAUACUAACAUUAAUGACAUUUCUUACAAUCUUACAUUACUCAACAAAAACAAACUUUACUUUCAAAAACUAAUACUACUUGCAAUAGUAACUGUUACAAUGCUUACAGCACUAACUUUACCUACACUACUAACGCUACAUAAUGUACUAAAAGCAUCAUUACUUACAAGAUUAAACAUCACUUACAAUGCUAGUAUUGCAAUUACUCUACAGUAUGUAAUACUGCAGAGAACAGGGAAGUAGAACAGUUGAGAAAACCAGCCUAUUGCACAAAGUGCAAAAAUAGCCUAUGAAUUCUUGUUGCAUGGCUCACAAGGCUGUGCUCUAGCGGCGCCCCGGUCGCCUCAGGCGACUAACAUUUGGUCUCAGGCGACUGAGAAAGAAAAGCGGUCGCCCGUCCGGGCACAUAGAUUUCAGCUUGUGUGAAAACCCGAAACGAAACCAGCAAACAUAUAGAAACGGAACGGAACGAAACAAAAAGAAACUCCAUCGUGCUCCCCGGCUCCUGUUAUAUUAAUUUUAUUUGCUUAUAUUUAAUUUUUGUGUUUCAACAGUUUCAAUAGUGGGGUGCGUGAUUAAUAAUAUGGAACCGUCCUUUAUGCAAAUUUGUGUUUAUUUAAUGUUUAUCAGCACCAUAUUUGGCGACUUGCUCGCAAUUGUAAUCAUUCGAUCAAAAUUUGACGAAAAUGAAACUUUAAUAUAAGAACCCUUUUGUUUCGAAACCUAUUUUAGUGGUCUUCAAAGAAAUUUUCUUAGCGGUUUUAACAUGUAUGUGGUUAAUUUAUAACAGGAUUUCAUGAUAUCACAAGUUUGCCAAAAUAGAGUACGUGACUGCUAAAUAUAGUAACUCGCUUCGCCACCCGUGCACGGUGAAGUGAAUAUUGAACGAGAGAGAUUAAAGAUGAAACUGUUUGGCAAUUCUGCGGAUUCCCUGGAACUGUAAGAAGUAUACAACGCUACUCUUUCGGGUGACCAACCUGGAAGGCUGGGUGACCUACUUGUCAUGGUUAGGCGCCCAAAGGGCGCCCUGAAAAUUUUCCUAGAGCAUUAUUAUUUAACUACACUUAUGGUAGAAUGAUCGAAAGGGGAGUUACUUUAUAUGAAUAAAAGCUUCCCAAUGUUUGUAAUGUUUUACCAGUGUGCCAUUUCUUUUAGCAAUCAAAAAUUCCAUGUUAAGAGUGGCUUUUAAUUUAGCGUUAAAAAUUCCUAAAGAUGGUUUUGUAUUAUAGAGUUAGAUAUAGAACUUUGCAAGAAAAAGUAUGUGGUUAAUAACAAUAAAGUCUUCAUCAAUAACAAAUUUACCAAACAAAACAUCUACCUUUGUUUGCUUACACAUUAUUCAUCUUAAGCUUUUGGAUAAUGCACCUACAAUGUCCCAUUACUGUUACUAGUAGUCUUGGCAUUUGCUAAGUACUGCACAUAUUCACAGUUUUUAAGAUCAUCUUCACUUCCUUUUUAAUUACUCUUGGAUUUAUUUGUUAACCUGGAUUGUAAAUUUUUCUAAAGGCAAACACAGUAUUUGACAUGCUGAAUGUUACAAAAGACUAUGCAGGUCCAGUUUUAUUCCUCGAAGAAGAUUACUAUGUUAGUCCAGACUUCUACCACAUGUUAAAAUUAUUGUACAACAGCAAAAUGAGGUUAGUUCUAUUUAGGUAAUUUGUUAUUAUUAACUGAGUUGAUAUACAUAAUUUGGCCACUGUAAUGAGUUUCAAAGAUGACUUUUUGAGCGUCAGCCCUUCAUCAUAGCAAAUGCAUUUGCUACUAAUGUUUAGGUCUAGUUUGUAAAUCAUAUUGUUAGUAACACGUAAUAUAAAUUUCUAGUUAGCAUAGAGAGCAUUAGCCUUGUUACACCAAACAAAAGUAGUCACAACAGCCAAUCAGAGAAAAGGAAAAUACUACAGCCAAUCAGAGGAAAGGAAAGGAAAAUACUACAGCCAAUCAGAGGAAAGGAAAAUACUACAAGGAGCCUAUUCGAAUACAAAUUUAACCCUUUAACUCCCAGAUCAACUCUGUAAUUCUACUGACUUUCAAUCGUAUGAUUCUUAUAACGUUAGUUCAGAGAAUAUCUGAAUAUAUUAUCAUCCCUAAAUUGAUAUUUUUCUUUAUUUUCAUCACUUAUCUGUUUAAUAUUUUAUUGAUAUUGUAAGGAGAAAUUCUGUCUUGGUCACUUAUGGGAGUUAAAGGGUUAAGACAAUCAAUAGGCCAUUUUACAGUUGUGUACUUAGUUGCCAAGCCUUUGAUUUGGAGUGAGGCUGAAGGUGACCUUGUUGUGUUAGAGACCAGAAUCUAGUUAGCAUGAUAACAAAUUAAUUUGCAUUUCAAAAGCAGCAAGGUUUGUAUCAUAACAAGGUCACCCUUAGCCUCACUCCUGUUCAAAGGCUUGGCAACCAAGCACACAACUGUAAAAUGGACUAUUGCCCCAAGUGCUGGAUAACACUAGUGGCCAUCUUCAUGACUGAACAUGUAAAUUAAGCAAACUGCAUUCAAAGAUACAUAAUGGUGUUCUGUGACAGCUAUGAUUUGCAUUUGUCAAGCAAAAUGCAGGAUAGGAGUGUCAGCAGUUACAUGUCUUUCAGAGUGGCACUUCAAACUCACUAAAUAACAUAUCAUAAGCACUGGUGUAAUUCUUUCAUUAUUCUUAUAAUGUUAAACCUGCCAAUAAGGUUGUCUGUCAACAUUUUUCAAAUGUUUGUGCAUUACUUGAUUGACAGUGGUUGUAAGGAAGACUGUGAUUUGAUAACCUUGGGUACUUACAGAGCUGUGGAUAAUUAUGAGCUGAAUGGUGCUAAAGAUGUGGUAAGGUGCUUUCACUUUUGGUAUUCACUGUGCACAGACAAACUGGAUUUUCAUUCAUGUACUUUUUAUCACACUGUAAAAUCACUGGCCAACUAACAAUAUGGGACAAAAUAGUAGAUGCAUUGAGAUGACAUUAACCUUUAACUCCCAAGAUCUGAUUGUUAAUUCUCCCCUCUAGCUUCUGCACAUUUUCUUGUAAAUUUAUCAUGAGAAUUUGGAAUUGAGUAUUCUCAUCACCUACUUGCUGGAUAAUGUAUGGAUAUUAUGAGGAGAAGUUACAUGUUGAUCACCUCUGGGAAUAAAAGCGUUAAAUAAUCUUGUUAAGUCUUUGAGGUGUGUCGUAGGAGCUAAAUGUUAAAUCUUAAACAAUUUUACCACAUCCAGGCAGCCCUUUCAGUUUGGAGAUCCCACGAACACAACAUGGGGAUGGCAUUUGAUAGAGUGACAUGGAAUAAAAUAAAAAAAUGUAGUGAUGUGAGUGGGAAUAAUCAUGUAUACACAUCAUUUUUAAUUUAUUUUAGUUGUUAAGAGCCUUUUGAUAUCAUGGUAAUUUUCACCAAACUUCAUAGUACUAUUCUAUAUUCUAGCAUGCUUCCUUUUUUUACACUUACUACUGCAGCAAUAGUAGGUGAAAUAAAUCCAAAACUCCUACCCCCUCCCCUCCCCUUCCCCCUCCCCCCACAGUUAUGGGUUGUUUAAAAGGCCCAGGAACAGACUUGUUUCCACAUAAGUGUCACAACUUACUAGGUUAAGGGUGACUGCUAUGAAUUUGUGUGUGUGCGAUUAAGAGUUUUAAAACCUGACCCUGCUAUGCUCAAGAACAAAAAAUGGUGCCUUUUUGUUAGCAGCAGGAAGGAACAUACUUUUACACCCAUUGUAGCUAGUAACAAUAUUAUAUGAGAAUUUUUAAGUGUCUACCAACCAUUAUUAGAUACUCCAGAACAACUCAUGCAUUUACAUGUAAUUUUACCCUACAUGCAUGAUGUGAGAUGAUGUGUGCACAUGGUCCCAUGAAUUUGUGUAGCAUUAAGAUAGAGCAUACAAAAUGGACAUUCAAAGAUUAUUUCCUCUACUUAUUGGUCAUCAUGUAUUUUUUUUAAUCUGCAAUUGCCUUUGUGAGGAUGUCAAUUUGCAUGCCUUGAUCAAGAAGUCACUCAAUUUUUGUAGGUUUUUUGUAAGAGCUAUGAUGAGUACAAUUGGGAUUGGUCUUUGAUGAAGAUAAGUGUUUCCUGCUUGCCACAGCCAUUCAAGUCACUCAUCCUCAAGGGCCCAAGAGUUUUUCACCUGGGAGAAUGGUAAAGUUGAUCUUAGGAUAUUCAAUCAGUAUACUUAAUGGCUACAUCAUAGGUAUGGAAGUGUAUGUACGUACCUUACGUAUGAAACUGCAUUUUAUCCUGGCUGUGAUUGUUAUCUGUGUUACUCUUUCUUGUUUGUUGUUUGUUGUUGAUUUUUUUAACCUAAGAGCAAGCCCUCAUUCUAAGCACUUUGACACAAGCUUUUCACGAUUAAUGAAGUGUUAGACCCCCAGUAAAUAUCUCCCUGACUUGUCUCAAACAUUCCUGGAUGCAGAGAAAUGCACAUCUUGAGGGCUAAUAAGGAGGGCUUUUUUUAUAAUGUGAUUAUUAUGAUAACAUAAGUUACUGUUUGUUAUUGUCUUGAGUGCUAAAUUUAGGAGGGCCCUCCAUUUUAUGAUGUGAUUAUUAUGAUCACAUAAUUUACUGUUUGUUAUUGUCUUGAGUGCUAAUGAGGAGGACCUUCCAUUUUUAUGAUGUGAAUAUUGUGAUAAUAUAAAUUAAUUUUUUUAUUACAGUGGUCUUCAUCACAAGAAAACUGAUUGCAAGAUUGACGCUACUGUGCAGAAGUUCCAAACCAUCAUAGAGAAGAACACAAACAGCUUAUUUCCACCCUCCGUGAACAUACAGGAAGGUGAACACAAUCUAGCUUCUAAAUUUAGUCCUAAUGGAGGAUGGGGGGAUACAAGGGAUCAUGCACUGUGUUUCCAGUUGAUGGAAAAGAGAUGAUGCACAAUAAAGGACCCAAGUGAAUUUUGGGUAAUGCGAAUUCAUACUCUAGGAGGAGGUAAAUUUAAGGUGUUUUGUUUAAUAGCAGGAUGAUCAACUUCUAGUCUGCUAUUCCAUGGAUCAAAACCAGUGCUAUGGAUGUACAAAUCCUAAAUUAAAGUGAUGAAACUUUUAGCAGAUAACAAAUAGAAAGUAUUUUUUCAAGAUUAAUGAUAAAUUCUCUAAUGGCUGAUAUUCCAGUUGUUUUAUAAUAUUUGUUUGUUUCUUUGUUUUUUUUUUUAAUCCAUUACCUACCAAUCAUUCUAGAUUCUAGAAAUUUAAGGCUACACUAUUUUUUUAGAUGUAAGUACUCUUGUAAACAAUGUAUUUAAAACAAAGUAACUUUUGCAUACCAUCCUGCGAAUAUUAGGUAAGUUUAGGAGUCAGAAGCCUGGUCCAGAAGGAACUUAUUACUGUUUUUUUGUGUGUGUGCAUAAAGGCUUUGCUAACGGCUUGCCUCUACCCAUUUAUGAUUUUGUGUUGGAUAGACACAUUGUGAGAGGUUACAUGUAAGUGUCCUAUUCACUGAAAAAGCACAUGUCCCAACUGAUUGUCCGACGUGGACCGUGGGUUCCAGGCACUACUGGUAAUCUCUGGGCCAGUCCAUCUCUUGCCACAGAACAAUACAGAAGUUUACAUAACAGAUCUGUAGUAAUCUCUGUGCAACUUUUAUGGUGUAAGUGUUAGGUUUUUGGAUAUGAAUUGACGGCUGAAUUCCUUAAUAACUUUUCAAACCAUGAUUACACUGGAACAAAUUUCAAAGUUAUUGUUCUCUACAAGACAUGCACAUACAUUUGAAGGAUCCAUUCAAUUUUGUUUCGUUUUUUUGCGGAAUUAACUUCACUUCCAAUUUUCUCUUCCAAAAGGUGCAUUCAGUUUUGGCGUUAAAAAAAACAGUAAUAAUUGUCAUAAAUGGUGCCAUUUGGCAUCAGAAUGGGGUCACUUCACAGUUUAUUAAAGUAAGAGAGCACAACAAUGUCAGGAAGUUAUUGUUUUCGUUGAUGCUUAAAAAAGGAAGUGGUAUCUAAUGUAGACCUAUAUCCCAAUCACAACAAAGCAUACGUGUAAGUUUACGUGUUUUACAACUGUUUUGUUAACAUGGUUUGAAAUCGUUCUCUUUAAAGAAGCUGUUUAAACCAUUGUUGGUCAACUUCAAAUUCAGCUCGUUGAAAAUACGAGUUAAAGACUAUUGGUACGUGAAAAUGAUGGAAAAUUCUAUUUUAGUACCAUCUCCUACUGUGAUGUAUUCAAAAAGUUAGGGUUUUUAGUGACACA